Messenger RNA from Auanema sp. JU1783, 726 nucleotides. Lineage: Eukaryota; Metazoa; Nematoda; Chromadorea; Rhabditida; Rhabditidae. The record is from the annotation of a GenBank genome assembly.
AUGCCAACAAGACGUGUAAACGAAAUGUCUAAUAGUAAUAGCAGUUCGAGCCCAACGACAUCUGAUCGUCUUCAACAUCAUAAGAGCUUAGAAAGCAGAAGCAGCUCUGUCGCAACAACAGCUACAGUUAUUACCACUGCUCUAGACCGUCAAUCUUCCGUAUAUGUUAUGAAAUCAGCUACCACGACAACCAACUGGAAAAGCAAAGCUGAAGAUAUCGUUCGAACAGCUUCUAUUCGAAGUGCUACUGCACAUCGACGAGUUCGUUUCCAUGAUAGGCGCCGAGGCACUAUGAGCAAAAGGAUGGUUUCAUCGACAUCACUGGCUUGGACAUGUCUUUUAGUUCAAUUGGUAUUAUCAUGCGUUUGCUUGAUAGCUUCCUUAGCCAUAAUAGCUGCUAAGCUUCAAUCAACUUCCAUUCAUCCGGAAAAACAACAUAUCAGCAUUGAGUUAUGGUCGUUUUGUGCUAUGAGCUUUUUGAUGAUAUGGGCAACUAUCUUUUCGAUGUUAGGAUUAUCAGGACAUAAGAAAAUAUUAAUAUUACCACAUAUUUUAUUAUUGCUUAUCUACAGUUUGUUUGUGGGCAGAGUACUCCUUCUAGUUUUACUUGAAUUCGAAUUGACUGAACUCAACUGGCUUGUUGGUGUUUGUGUACUAACGACAGCUGAAAUUUUUAUUACGUGCUCAAUCAUUUUUGAAUUUCGUACGGUUACGUCUAUGACCUAG